Acanthisitta chloris (rifleman) is the source of this 455-nucleotide messenger RNA. RefSeq names its product pulmonary surfactant-associated protein A-like. The annotation marks the transcript as partial. NCBI's taxonomy places the organism in Eukaryota, Metazoa, Chordata, Aves, Passeriformes, Acanthisittidae. The transcript has 2 exons. The record is from RefSeq and is a predicted model, not a curated record.
GUCUACCUGGCUCUCUGGACACUGAACAACAUGAAGUUUUAGUAAAUUUGAAACACCGACUUUUCAGACUGGAGGCUGUGCUUGCUUUGAAUGGGAAAAUAAGAGAAGUAGGAGAGAAAAUGCUUGCCAGCAAUGGGAAGAAAGUUAAUUUUGCAUCUGCACUUGAAUCCUGCAAAGAGGCUGGAGGAACUCUUGCAGUGCCCAUGAAUGAGCAGGAGAAUAAAGCUGUUAUGGACAUUGUGAAACAGUAUAACCAAUAUGCUUACUUGGGCAUUAAAGAGCGUGAGACUUCAGGUCAGUUUCAGAGUAUAAAUGGCAUGACUCUGAAUUACACCAAGUGGCAUGAACGUGAGCCUAAUGGCAAAGGGAAAGAAAAAUGUGUAGAGAUGUACACUGAUGGGACCUGGAAUGACAAAAAAUGCAACCUGUAUCGUCUCACAAUUUGUGAAUUUUAA